AUGGGCGCCGCACUCUCCGGCGUCAAGAUUCUAAUCGUCCCCGCCACCAUUUCGUUUGCGCUCUUCCUCGUCGUCACCUUUGCCGUCCUCCCGCUCUGGCGCCGCUACCGCAACCGCUACAGCCAGUACCUCCCGCUCGACUCGCUCGGCUCGGCGUCGUCGUCGCUGCGCGAGCGCAUCACGAGCCGCCUGGCGGCGCUGACGCUGCCGUCGACGUGGCGCCAGGACAUGGGCCGCUUUGCGGCCGCGGGGGCGGGCGGCGAUGAAGACAUUGGCGAGGAGCUGGGCCGUGUCGACGAGGGGGUCUUCGAGGUGACGGGCUUCGGAUCGGAUAUGGUUCGGCUGAGUAGAGACCUGGAAGAAGGCUUCAUAGACGACAGCGAUGGAGAGGAUGAUUGA
Molecule: messenger RNA, 399 nt
Organism: Akanthomyces muscarius
Lineage: Eukaryota; Fungi; Ascomycota; Sordariomycetes; Hypocreales; Cordycipitaceae
Exons: 3
Coding region: 1-399 (132 amino acids)
Source: RefSeq, a predicted model, not a curated record